This is a messenger RNA of Puccinia triticina, 612 nucleotides long. RefSeq lists its product as uncharacterized. The record is from RefSeq and is a predicted model, not a curated record. The transcript has a single exon. Lineage: Eukaryota; Fungi; Basidiomycota; Pucciniomycetes; Pucciniales; Pucciniaceae. Bases 1 to 612 code for a protein of 203 amino acids.
AUGAAGUGGAGCACAUAUCGAAUUCUUGGCUUGAGGCUCAUCGUCAUUGUCAGCGCAAACGACGAGUUCACGCCAGUUGGCAGUUUCCAGCAGGGCUUGGAUCCCUCUGCCAAGUCUACUGGAAUGAGAAAUGAGGACAUUGACUUCAAUGAACUUGAUGAAUGGCUUUCUUGGCAGAAAACUAGCCAAUCAUAUCUAUCCGAACCAAACGGCCAGUUAGCCAUUUCAGCAGUGGAACACACGCCUGCAGACCUCUCGUCUCAAUUCCACAAAGCCUCCGAAAAAUGUGCAAUCAAAUCGCCCAGGGAUUCUUUGGUAGCCCAUUGCGACAGCCAGAAAUCGUGUGGCGGGAGCUUGCACGUGGAGGUGGAGACAGAUUCAACAAGAUCACCACAAGCCGUCUUUGCCCCUGGCUUGACUGGCACAGCUGCAACCGAUCAAGGCGUAGAUGCUCAUGGCUAUUCUGGGAGACCCUAUGACAUGUUGGAAGAUUUCGAACAGCUUCAAAAUCUUGAUGAGAUCUUUGACCUCCUAGAUAAUUGUGCGCUAUUUCCCUAUGAUAGAUUCACCAAAACCCAUACUGAUAUCCAAUCACUUCUCUCCGAAAUCUGA